AUGUCGGGCCAUCCUAACAACGAUGCCUACACCGGCUUUGCUGGUGAAGGCGACCGUAACAUCGGCAAUCCUAACGAUCUCAAUCAACCCCUCCACUUUGCCAGCGAGCCACCCAUCCGUUUUGUGAAUGGUAUGCCACAGCCACCAGUGGGCGAAGACUUCGAUCGUGAGCUGGUCAUUGUCGAUCAAAUCAGAGCCAACGACUUCUUCAACCAGGCGUCCAACAACGUGAUGCAAGCAGAUGAUGUUUUCCGGAACGACCCUCUGCGUACACUUUUCGAUUUCGAUGUUCUGUAUCCAGGAGUGCAACCCCCAAAACGUCCCGCCGAGCCUAUCCCCGAGCAGCGAGUCGUCCGACAACGUCUCGAAGCUCCACAGCCUCAGCCUGAAUUUCACCCCCGACCUGUAUUCCGUGUGGAGGCUCAAUUGCCCCGGCAAAAUGCGCAAGUAUUGGCCAAUGUUCCAGUACCAGCCAAUGGACCCCGCGGCCUGAGCGUGGCGGAAUGCUUCAAGACGCCUCUCGUAACGCUGUUGGUUGGUCAUGACGGAACUCGCAUUCAGGCACACAAAGGAUUUUUAGACAAAUGCGCAUACUUCCGAAAGAAGUUCGCCGAAACCACAUCCGCAAACAACUCCCACACCGAGCUCAAGCUAGAGGACGAAACCCCCGAGGGCAUCUACACUGUACUUUCCUGGCUGUACGUUGGAACCUACGAGGCUAAAGCAGCCGAUCGUCGAGACACAAUUGCCUAUAGGAAUUACCUGUCUGGAGUGAUCUCUGACUAUGGUCUUGCCAGCAUGUACGACCUCCCCGACAUUCGUACGCAGAUCCUCGCGAAAAAUAAGGACAUCCAAGACGUUUCCUGGGCUCAUCUUACCAUGGCCAACGAUCGACGUCUGCGAGGCACCCGCUUGUGGAGAUGUAUGAUGCUGUCGAUCAGAGGAGAGACUGUCAGUGGAGCACGCAACAUUGAGCACUUGCUGGGCGAUGCUCUUGCAGACACCGCUGCAGGUUCUGACGAGCAUGAGGUUAAGAGUGAGGGUGGAGGUCCAGAAUUGGACAUGUUCACAUUCUGA
Molecule: messenger RNA, 1077 nt
Organism: Exophiala mesophila
Lineage: Eukaryota; Fungi; Ascomycota; Eurotiomycetes; Chaetothyriales; Herpotrichiellaceae
Exons: 2
Coding region: 1-1077 (358 amino acids)
Molecular function (GO): protein binding
Source: RefSeq, a predicted model, not a curated record